Molecule: messenger RNA, 2391 nt
Organism: Schistocerca gregaria
Lineage: Eukaryota; Metazoa; Arthropoda; Insecta; Orthoptera; Acrididae
Product: translation initiation factor IF-2-like
Exons: 2
Coding region: 78-2189 (703 amino acids)
Biological process (GO): translational initiation
Molecular function (GO): translation initiation factor activity; GTPase activity; GTP binding
Source: RefSeq, a predicted model, not a curated record
CGUCGAGUGAGCGCCUUAACGCGUUGCAAGUAUUUGGCCUUGACCGGACUAGAAUUGGGCGAAGUCGGAGCACCGGAAUGAUGAGCUCGGUCUUGCUGUCGUGUUUUGGAUCGAGGUGGGGCGCCGUAACGCAGGCUGGAAGAGCCGAGAAGAAGUUUUACUCCCAGGCAAGAAAGCCGAGGACAGCCAAGACUGGAUCUACAGUAUGGAUUCAGAAGCAGAACCAGAAGCGGUCCUGGAAGCUGGAGCGUCGAAAGCGCACGGAAUUGAUGUUGUCCGGACAGUAUUCGAGCAAGACGCUGGCGUCGGCGAUUGGGGUUAGGACCGUGGACGUGUUGAAAGUGUUGAUUCGGAUGAACGAGUGCCCGACGACUUCGGACGCCUUUUUGAACAGUGAGUUGGUGGAUUUGAUAGUGACUGAAUUCGGAAGGGUGCCAGUGCGAGGGAAGAACGUCGAGGACGAUAUAUAUCCUCGAGAGUUGCCGGAAGAUCUCAGCGCUUAUCCGCGGAGGUCUCCCGUCGUUACGAUCAUGGGGCACGUGAACCACGGCAAGACGACUCUGUUGGACGCGCUGAGGGGGUCGAACAUUUGUUCUGAAGAGAAGGCUGGCAUUACUCAGAGAAUCGCGGCGUUUUCUGUCAAAGUCGCCGCGUACGACACGACGAUCACGUUUAUCGACACGCCGGGACACGCGGCGUUUUCCAGAAUGAGGCAGCGCGGCGCGCGAGUUACCGACAUUGCCGUGCUGAUGGUCGCGGCGGACUCUGGCGUGCAAGAACAGACGGAACAGACCAUUCGGUACAUUCAGGAAACUGGGUGUGAGGUUAUUGUCGCGAUCAACAAGUGCGACAAGCCUAACGCCGACACGAAGAGAGUGCGAUACCAGCUCGCCGAGAAGGGCGUCAUCUUGGAGCAGUUUGGAGGGGACGUGUUGGACGUGGAAAUUUCGGCCUUGAAGAAGCAAGGACUGGACGCGCUGUUAGAGGCCAUUUUGCUGAAGGCUGAAGAGUUGGACCUCCGUGCGGAUCCUACCGGAUUCGCGGAAGCGGACAUACUGGACGUCAGAAAACACCAUUUUCACGGCAUUGUAGCCAACUGCAUCCUGCGACUGGGCUCUCUGAAGAAGGGCGAUGCGAUGAUCGCUGGUCGAGGCUACGGGACCGUAAAACGUCUACUGGACGAAAACGAUAACGCCAUCACUACGGUCAAGCCGGGAGAGCCCUUUUCCGUCCUCGGGUGGGAUGUGGGGCCCAAUCCCGGAGACGAGCUGAUUUCGUGUGACAGUUACAAGAAAGUGAAGAGCGCGGCCGCGUAUCGCCACAGUUGCAUCUGCGACGUCACCACGGAGCGGUAUUAUAACGAACUGCAGUCCGAACAACUCCAAGAAAAGGAACUGGAGCAGAGGGACCAACUCCACGCCGUCGAACUCGGAUCUGACCCUCUGGAAUACGCCCAGCAGCAAAAAAUCUUGCGAGAACAAUCUCGAGUCAAAAUCGUUCCUUUCUCCAUCCACGCCGACUCAGCGGGGUCCUUCGAAUUCAUAGAAGACGCACUCAACUCGUUUCCCCAAAACGAGGUCAAGGCACGCAUCACCAAGACCACCGUCGGCAAAAUCACCGAACGGGACAUCGUGGAGGCCUCUCUCGUAGAAAACAAGGUCUCUAUCAUCGGGUUCAACGUCUCCAUAACCGAAAAGGCGAGGGUUCUGGCGCAACAGGAAAAGAUCGCCGUCCAGUGCUUCCAGGUCGUCUACCCCCUCAUCAACUGGGCGAAGGAAAUCCUAUCCAAACACCUCAAGCCCAGGGAAGUCAUCAACGUCCUGGCCACCGCGAAAGUCCUGCAAGUGUUCACCGUCAAGAUCGAGAAGAAGCUCGUCAAAAUCGCCGGGUGCCACGUUGUUUCAGGAACUUUCAAGAAAAAACUUUGUCAAAUUUUGCGUCAUGACAGAGUUGUGUUCGAGGGCCCGAUUCGCCAAUUGCGCCACCUCAAGACCGAAGUCAAGCAGAUUUCUCCCGGGAUGGAGUGCGGCGUGUACAUGGGUCUGAACGUCGAGUUCGAAGUCGACGACGUCAUCAACAAUAUCGAGAGGGUCUACGUGCCCCGCACGCUCGAGGAAUCCAAGGCCGAGCACGACAAGCUCCAGGUAUCGGCGAAGAGGAGUUUGCCAGAAAAGCCGGCGGCGCGUUAGUCACUGCUGCCGCGCCCAAAAGGGGGAAACCUUACCAAAUUUGUUUCGUGUCGACGAGCUCGCGACCCUCGCCCCUACACACCGCCAGCGGCGCUCACGCGCGGCCUAUACAUAGCCUAUUUGAGCGCUCGCGUCGCAGAGCUGCGUGAAGACCGUACGAUAAAAAGUCCCCGUGGGUACAAACAAAACCCGCGGACGUGAU